Molecule: messenger RNA, 5290 nt
Organism: Passer domesticus (house sparrow)
Lineage: Eukaryota; Metazoa; Chordata; Aves; Passeriformes; Passeridae
Gene: CYSLTR1
Product: cysteinyl leukotriene receptor 1
Exons: 1
Coding region: 2054-3217 (387 amino acids)
Biological process (GO): G protein-coupled receptor signaling pathway
Cellular component (GO): plasma membrane
Molecular function (GO): leukotriene receptor activity
Source: RefSeq, a predicted model, not a curated record
ACAGCGGGUCUGGGGCUUGUGAGAGGAGUUUGGUGGUUUGGGGCAUUCCCGUCCCUCCCCAAACGGGGAAUGCAGAGCCCGGAGCGCUCCUCGGGAUGGGGAUGUUUCGUGUCUGUGCUUGGAGCGAACGACAGCAGCGGCUUGGUGCUUUUGGAGUGUGUGAUUAAAUUGAGAUGCUCCGAGAGCUGGAGUGCCUCCGCUCUGGAGCCAGGCUGGGAGAGCUGGGGGUGCUCACCUGGACAGCAGAAGGAUCCAAGAAAACCUUGGAGCCCCUUCAAGAGCCUGAAGGAGUUCCAGGAGAGCUGGAGAGACACUUGGGACGAGGGAUGGAGGGACAGGACACGGGGAAUGGCUUCCCAGUGCCAGGGGUAGAUGGGAUAUUGGGGAGAAAUUCUUUCCUGUGAGAACCUGGCACAGGGUGCCCAGAGGAGCUGUGGCUGCCCCAUCCCUGGAAGUGUCCAAGGGAUCUGGGAUGGUGGAAGGUGUCCCUGCCCAUGGCAGGGAUGGAAUGGGAUGAGCCUUAACGCCCUUUCCAGCACAAACCAGUCUGCGAUUCUAUGACAAGCUAUAAUUUAUCUGUGCUGCAUCAGAGUGGGAGAAUAGCAGUAGUUCAGGGGUUUUGCUCCCUUUGGGAGCCUUUUCUCAUCCACUGCGGUUCCCUUUCACUCAGUGAGCUGAAUUCACCAGCAUACAAAUAAUUGGUUCAGUGAACCACGACUGUACAAAUAAAAAAGUGACAGAAGGAAUGUUUGUCUUCAACUCAUGAUGCAAAUGUAAAGCCUCAGCUGGGAAAUGCUCUCUUAUGGGAUUCUUGUUGAUUUUUACAGAAGCAUUUCUGGGUGUGAUGUUCUCUCAUGCUUAAGCAGUCGGAUUGCGAACAUCAGUUUCCUUUUGGUUGCAAAACUCAAAUUCUGUUUAGAAAUAGACUAGAUAACAAGUCUUGCUUGUCUUUUGGACAAAUACCUCGAGUAGUUGUUUAAAUUGUGGGCUGGUUGCUGGAGUUAAGGCCAUAAUGUAAUAAAAGCAUUAAAGAUCCUUGACACAUGGACUGGUGGCUUUGUUCAGGAUUUCUAAUGAACAUCACUGCCUCUACCCUUGGGUGGUGACAGUCCCCUCACUGACACCUGCUCAGCUUUUGCUCAUUUGUGCAUUGCAGAUAAUCAAAGGACUCUUUUAAAAGAGUACAAACACCAAAAAAUCUGAAAUUUAACUGACACCUGGAAGCCUUGAGCAUCCCAGAGCAGUUCUGAAUUCUGACUUCAGCAAGUCCUGGGGGCAGACAGAGAAUCUAAUAAAGCCAAGUUAUUUGUAUGGGUGGAAAUAUAUUUAUCAGCAAUUUUGAGCAUAUUCAUGGUAGAGUUGUGGGUUCUCAUGGCUGAUCUUGACUCAGCUUCUGCUUUUGUUGUUGUUGUCAUGGUGUCCUGUUAUUUCAGCUGGCCCUUGUCCUGCAGUUCUGGUCUCAAGCUGCAAGGGAAGUUCUGUGUUUAAACCAUUAGGAACUGAAAAUCAAUCAAAAAAUAAAAAAGAGGAGAAUCAGUGCUGGAGAGUUAUUAGGGUCCAGGACACUACUCCUAUUUUAGAUUCCGUAGUGGUGUUGUCACCUUCGUUAUCUGUCUUUGCUCUUUUGCUGAGUAGCUGCCUCAGUGUGUGAGUUAAGAGAUUUUUUGGUAAUUUAAUACCUUGAUGUCUUUGUCUUGAGUUGCACCAGGGGAGGUUUAGAUUGGACGUUAGGAAAAAUUCCUUCACUAAAAGGCUCAUCAAACCCUGGCACAGGCUGCCCAGGGAGGAGCUGGAGCCAUCAUACGUUCCAAAACGUAUCAAUGUGGCACUUGAGGACAUGGAUUAGUGGUGAUUGUGGUGGUGGUGCUUGAUGGUUGGACUUGGUCCAAAGGGUCUUUUCCAGCCUUAAGGACUCCAUGGUACUCUGAUAUGAUUCCAUGACUCUCUGCCACAUUCUGUCACUCAUAACCAGUUGUUGGUACCUGGUGAAGAAAGGUGGAUGUAGUGGGGAUGGGUCAGAUCCACACCCCUUCUCAACUCUCUCCUGAGACAGAUGACAGAUUUUUCCUCUUACUUCAUCACGGAUAUUUAUGUUCCUGUCCUGCUUUACCUCACCUUCAUUUCCCCCCCCAGGCCUGACACCAUCCCUGGGGAGCUGGUGCCUCAGCCGGGCACCAUGACAGCGCUGUCCCCCAACCUGUCGUGCCACCACCACUCCAUCGACGACUUCCGCAACAGCGUCUACUCCACGCUCUACUCCAUGAUCAGCAUCAUGGGCUUUGUGGGGAACGGCGUGGUGCUCUACGUGCUGAUCCGCACGUACCGGCAGAAAACGGCCUUCCAGAUCUACAUGCUCAACCUGGCCCUGUCCGACUUCCUGUGCGUGCUCACCCUGCCCCUGCGUGUCACCUACUACGUGCACAAGGGCAACUGGUUCUUCAGCGACUUCCUGUGCCGCCUCUCGUCCUACGCGCUCUACGUCAACCUCUACUGCAGCAUCUUCUUCAUGACGGCCAUGAGCUUCUUCCGCUGCAUCGCCAUCGUCUUCCCGGUCCGCAACAUCAAGCUGGUGUCGGAGAAGAAGGCGAAGUUCCUGUGCAUUGGCAUCUGGGUGUUCGUCACGCUGACGAGCGCGCCCUUCCUGCGGAACGGGACCUACCAGCUCGGCAACAAGACCAAGUGCUUCGAGCCGCCGGAGAACUCCCAGAAGACAAACAUGGUGGUGAUCCUGGAUUUGAUCGCCCUCUUCGUGGGCUUCAUCAUCCCCUUCGUCAUCAUCACCAUCUGCUACACCAUGAUCAUCCGCACGCUGCUGCGGAACUCGCUGCGGAAGAACGAGGCCAACCGCCGCAAGGCCGUGUGGAUGAUUGUCAUCGUCACCGCCACCUUCCUGGUGAGCUUCACGCCGUACCACGUCCUGCGCACGGUGCACCUGCACGCGCUGCGCCUGCGGGGCCCCGGCUGCGGGGACACCGUGUUCCUGCAGAAAGCUGUCAUCGUCACCCUGCCCCUGGCAGCUGCCAACUGCUGCUUUGACCCCCUCCUCUACUUCUUCUCCGGGGGAAACUUCCGGCAGAGACUCACCACGCUGAGGAAGGCGUCCUCCUCCAGCUUGUCGCAAGCCUUCAGGAAAAAGAUCUCCAUGAAGGACAAGGAGGAGGAACCCUUUGGAGAAAGCCAGAGGGAGAACGGAAAGGCAGCUGUGGCUCCUUCGUAAGGAGGUUAAACUUUCCCCUCAGAGCUCUGGUGGGGGAUGGAGAUCUCUGAACUCUUCCAGAAGAUGGGAUGGAGGCUCUCGAGCCUUCGUUGCAGUUAAAUAGCUGUGGACAGUCGCUGGUUUGUGGUGGCAGAGCUGCUGCUGGGGCUGGGCAGCCCCUGGGGCCCCCAGAGCCACGUGGGACAGAGCAGCCACCACCAGCAAGCUGUGGAGCUGCUGCUGAACUCCCCGACCCCUUCCAAGGCUGCAUUUGGGCAUUUGCUUCAUUUCACAACUUUCCAAGAGCGUUAAUUCCCCGAGCCAGCGGGAAAUGUACACAAAGCUUGCGGCGCGUGGGGAGCUCCUGAUGAACAGUGAGGGCAGAGUUUUCACUGGAACUUCAAACAGCCGCCAAGUUAUUUACACAGCGAGGCCAGGAUAAUUCCUGCCCUGCUCCCAGCCGCCUCUGGAUUUUGGUUUUUAUGAUCAUUAUGUGUGUUUUAGGCUCCCAGGGCUGUGCCUGGGUUGCAAAUUGGGAUGGGCCCCUCUCUCACCCCCACCAAGCAGCUCAAGAGGCUUUGGUGGGCAGCAGAUUUGCCAGAGUUUUCCCAGUUUCUAGAAAAAUCCAUGGGAUCAGUUGUAGAAUUGCAGUAUUCAAUUGCAGUUGUAGAAUUGCAGUAUCCUGUGCAGGAUAACUUAGGAAUAAGUAUAAGAGGAAGCUUUAUUUCAGUGGGACUGGUCCUGAAGUGGUGGCUGCAGGAUUCAGAAUAUCACUCCAGUUUUUGGGGAAGUUUUAGGUAAAAGUAGAGCUCUGCAUGCUUGGAGUCAGAUUAGCCUUUCUCAACUAUUGGCCAAGGGUAUUAAAUUAAUGACAAAUAUUUAAAAAAGCUCUCCAGGAUGUUUGAUUCUGUUCCAGAGUGUUCACCUCACCCACACCUGGCAGGAAAGAGGCAACAUGAGACCCUUGGAAAGACUUUUAGGAAGAGCUGGAGAUUCAAAAUCUGAGUCUGGAUGAGAUGUAAUGCUGAAAAAACAUUGGGCCGUUUUUCUUCCGUAAAGAAAAACUUUAAACUCUUGGAUGGAGGGAAACAUUCCUGUACUUUUCCAGGGGAUCUGCAGGAAGGUAGCUCCAGCUCUGCUGGAGCAGAGCCCAGCCGGAAAUGUGCGACACAUCCCGGCAGAAAUAGAAAUUCUUGUAGGAUUAAACCUCGCUGUUCAUUUAUCAACUCCUUCUCCAAAUGAAAGUGUGUUUGGAUAUAGUAUUUAUGAAAUUACUCGAUGUUAUCUUCAAUAAAGAAAACAGUUUUAGUAGUGAAGAAUAACAGUGAGCAAAAGAAGUUUGGCUUGGACAGGGAUCUGCUGGAGAAAUUAUCUGUACAGAUAAUUGGAGUAUGAAUUCUCCCUUGGCACCACAGCCCUAGGUCAGCAAAAGGACCUUAAAAAACCAAAUUCACCUGCAGGAUAAAAGAUGGAUGUGAAUUUCCAAGGAGAUCUGAAAUUCCUUUGUUAAAUUUGAAGGAUAAAGCAGUAGAGGGCUGAAAGUUGCUGCUCUAGAGUAGAGUUAGAGACCCCAUAAACCCCCAGGGCAGAGCCAAGAGUUCAAGCCAGAACUGCAAAUUGUUCAGGGAAAAAAUGUGAAUGAAUUGGCUAAACCUCAUUUUCAAGGGUCAGCACUGAGUAUUCCACUUGUGUCUCCAGGCUUUAAAGGUAUUGUAAAACUGUAAAAAAUCCUCAUGGAUUUUUAUUUGGAAUAUGCAGAAACAAUAUGCCCAUUCCCAACGUUUAAAUGAUUGUACAGUAAAGCUAAGUGUUUAUAUAUAUAUAUAUGUAUAUAUUGCAAAGCAUUUUUAUUGUACCAGAUGUAUUUUUUAACCUUUUGCCUUUUUUAUUUGAAUGAGACAAUAUUAAUGGCAAAGAAAAUGGCAGCUUUUUUUCUUUUUAUUUUCUGUUUUUGUGCAAUAGGAAUGCCUGUUUUAAAAAACUACUGAAAACCAAAUGAAAACAUUGCAAGGGAAAUUUUAAUUACUGUUUUCUGUGGCUCAUUUGAAAGUCUAUGUUACAGAUUCUUCUUCCCUACAAUAAAACUUUAUUUGC